Danaus plexippus (monarch butterfly) is the source of this 1008-nucleotide messenger RNA. RefSeq names its product DNA replication complex GINS protein SLD5 (gene Sld5). Gene Ontology annotation, cellular component: GINS complex. Bases 142 to 792 code for a protein of 216 amino acids. The transcript has 2 exons. NCBI's taxonomy places the organism in Eukaryota, Metazoa, Arthropoda, Insecta, Lepidoptera, Nymphalidae. Gene Ontology annotation, biological process: DNA-templated DNA replication; double-strand break repair via break-induced replication. The record is from RefSeq and is a predicted model, not a curated record.
AGUUAAAUCUAGCGGUUGAACUUUAGUUGUUGAAUUUAAUAAACCUUUUUCAUAAUAGAUAAAAUUGAUAUUUGUUAAUUAUUAAAAUUUUAACUUUUAUUCUAAUGAGUUUAUGUGUUAAAAAUUCUUCGACUAAAUAAAAUGGAUACAGAAGACAUCGAGUUAAGUGAAGAAGAGGAAGAAAUAACUGCAGAAACCGUUUUAAAAACACUUCAAAUUGCCUGGCAAAAUGAAAGAUUAGCUCCAGAAAUUCUACCUCAUCGUAAUGAUAUGGUCGAGUGUAUGCUGGGACAAAUACAACACAUGGAACGCAAUAUUAAUAAGCUCCCCAAGACUGAUCUUCGUGCCUCCAUUCAUCAAAUGGAACUAAACCGAAUAAAAUAUAUAAUAUGCAAUUAUUUAAAGACUAGGUUAGAUAAAAUAGAAAAAUACUGUAUAUCAAUAGUCAAUGAUGAGAAACAGAGAAUGGAAAGUGGGAUGAAUUACUUAACAGUCUCAGAAUUCAGAUAUGCUCAAGAAUAUUUGUUAAAUAUGGAGAAUCAUUUAAAAAACACAGUAUUAAACCAUGUUCCAGGAAAUAUGCAAUCUUUUGAAAUGAAUAAAAUGGCUAUUUAUCCCAACUUGCAAUCACAUAUAUUUUUGAAAGCAAAUGAUACCAUAAAUGGUAUUAUUUUAGAAGACUUGUUGGGUGAUCAUGACGAAGAAAUAGAUUUAGAAGAGGGUUCACAACACAUUCUUCAAUACAAGCCCGUAGCAGAACUGGUCAAAAAUGGUAAAGUUCAAUUAGUUUGAAAACAAGAGGAACAGUUUAAAAUUCAGAGAUACUAAAGAUAUUAUAGCAAUGCAGUAAAAUUGUAGAAACUUCACUCAUUCCUUUAUAUUUGCCGUAACAUAUUUAUAGGGAAUAUUAAAAGGCAUAAAAAAAGGUUUAACCUUUAUUGCUGGUUCACAUAAAAUCAUUUUGUAAUAAAAAAAAUUUUUAUUUACAUUAAAUAUUUUUGUAGAUUU